This is a messenger RNA of Cephus cinctus (wheat stem sawfly), 3652 nucleotides long. It is a transcript of the gene Gnptab, whose product is annotated as N-acetylglucosamine-1-phosphotransferase subunits alpha/beta. The coding region runs from base 492 to 2753 and encodes 753 amino acids. Gene Ontology annotation, biological process: carbohydrate phosphorylation; N-glycan processing to lysosome. NCBI's taxonomy places the organism in Eukaryota, Metazoa, Arthropoda, Insecta, Hymenoptera, Cephidae. Gene Ontology annotation, cellular component: Golgi apparatus. The record is from RefSeq and is a predicted model, not a curated record. The transcript is spliced from 7 exons. Gene Ontology annotation, molecular function: UDP-N-acetylglucosamine-lysosomal-enzyme N-acetylglucosaminephosphotransferase activity.
AACCGUUCGCAUGUAUAAAGCGGCUAUAGCACGGCCAUCAUGAGUGCAACAUUAACCAAGUACAUGUUUUGUCCUUAAAUUUUGCUUACUGGAUUUAUGUCUGCUUAUUCAAAAAAAUCGAUCAAAAAUAUAUUAGCCAUGUAUCUAAUACACUUGUAACAUUUUAUUUUAAAUAUCUUACAUUAUACCAUGCAUAAUAUCUUGAAUUAUAUCGAGAAAUAAGGAAUUGGUUGCGGUGGUGAUUUCUUAUUGUGCUUUUCUAUUUCUGAUCAAAAUUAUAUAACGAAAUUAUCUGAAGAUCAUAUUUCGACGAAAAGAUAUAAUCUUUUGUGUGAAUGGUCUUAAAUAAAUAUACAUGCGUUGUUUUUUUAAACCGUCUAACUAUCCAGGGGUUGAUGGACCGAUUUAAUCCGGCUAGUAAUUCCUAAGUCCGUCCCCACCACCUCUUACUCCGACUGCAGUGGAUGUAAUAUGUUCUUUGAUACCUUGCGAUGAUAAUCGCACCACAAGUUUUCAUUAAUAUAAUGAGUACAUGGAAGUUAAUUCAGCGACGCUGUUACGAUUUACUUUCGUACAGAUAUUCGCUACUUGUAAUAUUAAUUGCGUUCACCUGUAUAUUCAUCGGCAUAAUACACUUUGGAGAGGUGUGGAUUGAAUGGAGUAAAGAGAAAUAUGAAGCAGUCUUUCAUUCUUUUAACGACAAUAUACUUGGAAUAUCUUUUCAAAAGAAAUUGUGUCAGCAUGUACCCAUUGAUGUAGUAUAUACUUGGGUUAAUGGAUCUGAUCCAGUAUUUCUUCAAAAUCUUGAAAAAUAUAUUCCUGUAAAAGAUGUCAAUGUGGCUGUAUCAAGAUUUAAUGAUAAAGAUGAAUUGCGCUAUUCUCUUAGGUCUUUGGAAAUGCAUGCCCCAUGGGUUAGACAUGUUUAUAUAGUCACCAAUGGUCAAAUACCAAGUUGGCUAGACAUGGAUAAUCCACGGAUGACACUUGUGACUCACGAUGAUAUAUUUCCUGAAAAAAGUGAUUUACCAACAUUUUCUAGUCCUGCAAUUGAAAGUCAUAUACAUAGAAUUCCUGGACUUUCCGAUAAAUUCAUUUACUUCAACGAUGAUGUUAUGUUGGGUGCUGAAGUUUGGCCAGAGGAUUUUAUAACUCAAGCAGGUGGCCAAAAAAUUUAUCUAGCCUGGUGGGUUCCUGAUUGUUCGGAAGUUUGUCCAUGGGCUUGGGUUGGUGAUGGAGCAUGUGAUCCUGCUUGUAACACAACAAUAUGCGAAUUUGAUGGUGGAGAUUGUGAUCCAACACCAAUUUCUACUGACAGUGAAGCUAUGGAGGAUGGAAACGAUUAUCCAUAUAAAUAUUUGCAAGAAACACAAAUAAGAAAUCAAGAUGCAGUGAAAAUGUUAAAUAUUAUAAAACGAAAAAGUAAUGCUCCAUUGGUUAAUGCCAGCACCAGUACAUUAUUAUUUCGAACAUUGAAGUCCUACGGUCAAGCAGCCUUAGAAGAUAAUAAAAAGAAAAUGCACAGUAUCAACAUGCGUAAUGAAUUUGAGGAGCAUCAUAUUAAUAAAAAAUAUGAAAAUGCUAAUAAACAACAUGGCGUACGACAAACAAAUACAACGAACAUGGAAUAUACAGUAAAAUCAAAUUUUUUGGAUCUAAAUCAUUUCAAUUAUACUGAAAGACGCGCACAACUGAACCAUUAUCUUAAUGAUGACAUCAUUAAUCUUGUGCAUAUGAAUCAUUCUGAAAAAUCAAAUAAAUUAAGGCAUUCAAAUAACUGGAAACAUAGAAAUAGACAAUUGGAUACAUACGCCGAGUCUCUGUUACAUGUUAACAAAAUCUAUAAUACAGCUUACGGAUUUGAAAGACGUAGAGUCCCUGCUCAUAUGCCUCACUUACUCGACAAAUGGAUUGUCAUGGAUAUGCAAAAACGUUUCCGGUUAGUAUUUAAAAAAACAUCCAAUCACAGAGUAAGAGAUGCGGAGGAUAUGCAAUUUGCAUUUUCAUAUUUUUAUUUUCUAAUGAGUGAAAAGCGCAACGUAUCAACUGCAGAAAUUUUCGCUAUGUUUGACACUGAUAAAUCAGGGACUUGGUCGGAUAGAGAAAUUAGAACUCUUUUAUCAAGACUUUAUCCAUUGCCAUUGGACUACAGUUUAGUUGUAGAAUUUGAGAACAUAAUAUCAAAUUGUUCUCACAACAUAGAACUUAUAGAAACUGUAGAAUCUCCAUCUGGAGAAAGAUAUCUGGAUUCAACUCUCCCAGUGGUCACGAAAGAGUUAAUAUUAAAAUGCAAUACAAUCUCUAAAAGACUUAACGCCAAAUUUGGUAAAAACAGGCGUUACAAAUAUGAGAUAAUUAAAGCUGGAAGGAAUGAAAUUUUCGAAAUGCUGACCAGUAAUGUGUCGCUGACUGUUCAACUUUUGGAUGAGAUAAGGCGUGAUCCCAAGAAAUUUAUAUGCUUGAAUGAUGACAUGGAUCCAACACGUCGUUCUGAAAAUGAUGUAGUUCGGGCACUUCUCAAUGAUUUUUAUCGAUCUCUCUAUCCUUUAAGAAGUAGUUUCGAACUACCGUCUCAGUAUCGAAAUCGCUUCUCUCAUCGUCAUGAACUAUUCGAAUGGAGAGCGAGUCGUAUGAAAGCUCGAAAUUUGUUGCUAACUUUAUUAGUCCUAUUGCUAAUUGCAACAUUAUAUCAUUUGUUCCAUCAUCAAGUGCGAAGACUAUUCAGAAUGCGAACACUGCCUACUCUUCUCGUUUAAUGUAAAGUAUUUUAUGGUAAACAUCAUUGAAUCAUGUUAACUCAUAAUUGUCGUUGAGUCGAUAUUCUAAGAUUAUCAGCUUGUGACACUAUUCAAUUUAUUGCUAUUUUUUAACUGUUUUUCUUUAAGUCGAGCGAUGAACUAGAAAAUUUGCUUAUAGCUUUGUGUAUAAAAAUUACGUAGGAGUCUUGUUCUGUUGAACUACAACGGGUUUUGACAUAUUGGUGAAUAGAUUUUUUAUAAUAUCUAAUAUGUAAUUGAGUUUUUGUUCGUUUUAUAAUAUCUAACAUAUAAUUGAGAUAAUACAAAUCACUCAGUGAUCAGGACCGAAUUUAUAAUCUUUGUUUAAGGUACGUGUGAUUAGACGAUGAAUAGUGUUAAAAACUCUUUUUUUGUUAACGUAACAUUUUAUUAGAUUGUAAAAAAGUGGACUGACUUCCAACAUUAACAGAAAUACUAUUACUGUGAUACGUUAUAGAAGGUACCAUAUAGGAUUAAUUAGGAAUACUUGAAAGGUUACAAAGAUCUCGUUUUAUUUGUUACAAUAAAAAGAAAAAUUUUACUCAUCCAUUACAACUAGACUAAAUUUCUAUUACUUAGUUUUGUUUUUGUCUGACAGAUAGUAAUAUAGGGUAUCCAAAGUUGAUUCACUUUUUUAUCAUAUACAUGUGAAACGUAUAAUCCAGCGUUUUUCUUAAUCUUAGUCACAUGUUAUUAUAACGUUGAAUUAAAUAUUUAAAAAUUGACUCGUGUAUAUCAAAUAUAUUUGAAUCAAAAUAUCUCUCAAUGAACCGUAGGGUUAUACAUCACAUAGAAUAAAAUCAGUGUCCUGUCAUCGAAAACUCAUCGAAAAUCAUAUAUUUCAAAUAACAAUCGCCGUAUUUUAGAAUUAUUUAAUA